Molecule: messenger RNA, 4886 nt
Organism: Hippopotamus amphibius kiboko
Lineage: Eukaryota; Metazoa; Chordata; Mammalia; Artiodactyla; Hippopotamidae
Gene: TAB2
Product: TGF-beta activated kinase 1 (MAP3K7) binding protein 2
Exons: 9
Coding region: 724-2805 (693 amino acids)
Biological process (GO): positive regulation of protein kinase activity
Molecular function (GO): K63-linked polyubiquitin modification-dependent protein binding; ubiquitin binding
Source: RefSeq, a predicted model, not a curated record
GGCAGGCGAGCGCGAAGGGGGUGGGGGCCGAAGGAGGUAGGGAGGCCGAGCGAGCUGGAGCCGAGGAGCGGGGAGCGGCGACGCCACCCAGCCAUCGUUUUUGAUCUGCAGCAGCCGCCGGCGGGGCGACCCAGCCCGACCCCCUCCCCUCCCCCUCAGCCACGAGCGGCGGCGGCGGCGGCGGCCGGAGGGAGUUGGCGGCGGCGGCCGAUCGGAGGGGCUGAGCGGGGAGGGAGGGAGGGCUGAGGUGUCCCCCUUGCCGGGUGGAAUCGGAGGCGGCGGCGGCGCUGGCGGCGGCUGUGGUGGUGGAGGCGGCGGCGGCGACGGUGGAGACGGCUGCCCUAGCGGGAGAGGCGGCGGCGGCGGCCGAGGAGGAGGAGGGGGAAGCGGCGGCGGCGGCGAAGGGCUCCAGACCCAGUUCCUGGACCUGCCCUGGAAAAGAAGUAUCCAGUAGAGAUGAGCUCACUGCAGUUACUUAAUUAAAAAUUUGUAAGCUGCAAAAAUGGCAAUGGGCCAAUCAAGAACAGCUACCAUUUGAAUUUUUCUAUUUCCAGCUACUCUGUCAUCACCAUUUUGUGGAUGAGGAAACUGAGACACAGAGGAGUUUAAUGAUUUGCCCAAGAAGACACUACAAAAAAUGCUUGGACAGAAGAGAUGAGUACUAUUUCCACUAAGGCCUAGAAUCGCCUACUGUACAAAUAGUCCUGAUCAGGCAAUAUACGAAUGGCCCAAGGAAGCCACCAAAUUGAUUUUCAGGUUUUACAUGACCUGCGACAAAAAUUCCCUGAAGUACCUGAAGUUGUUGUAUCCAGGUGCAUGUUACAGAAUAAUAAUAACCUGGAUGCCUGCUGUGCAGUUCUCUCUCAGGAGAGUACAAGGUAUCUUUAUGGUGAAGGAGACUUGAAUUUUUCGGAUGAUUCUGGAAUUUCUGGUCUACGCAAUCACAUGACUUCUCUCAACUUGGACUUGCAGUCACAGAAUGUUUACCACCAUGGAAGAGAAGGAAAUAGAAUGAAUGGAAGUAGGACUCUAACGCACAGCAUUAGUGAUGGACAACUUCAAGGUGGUCAGUCCAAUAAUGAACUAUUUCACCAGGAGCCACAGACAGCACCAGCUCAAGUUCCUCAAGGCUUUAAUGUUUUUGGAAUGUCCAGUACAUCUGGUGCUUCAAAUUCAGCACCACAUCUUGGAUUUCACUUAGGCAGCAAAGGAACAUCUAACCUUUCUCAACAAACUCCAAGAUUUAAUCCCAUUAUGGUAACUUUAGCCCCAAAUAUCCAGACUGGUCGUAAUACUCCUACAUCUUUGCACAUACAUGGUGUACCUCCACCUGUACUUAACAGUCCACAGGGAAAUUCUAUCUAUAUUAGGCCCUACAUUACGACUCCUAGUGGUACAACUCGGCAGACACAACAGCAUUCUGGCUGGGUAUCUCAGUUUAAUCCCAUGAACCCUCAACAAGUUUAUCAACCUUCACAAUCUGGUCCCUGGACUACGUAUCCUGCAUCUAAUCCUCUGCCACAUACCUCAGCCCAGCAGCCAAAUCAGCAAGGCCACCAGACCUCUCAUGUCUACAUGCCCAUCAGUUCACCUACUACUCCACAACCACCAACAAUUCAUUCGUCUGGUAGCUCACAGCCUUCUGCCCAUAGCCAAUAUAAUAUUCAGAAUAUUUCAACUGGACCUCGGAAAAACCAGAUUGAAAUCAAACUUGAACCCCCACAAAGAAACAAUUCUUCGAAAUUGCGUUCUUCUGGACCUCGAACCUCCAGCAGUUCCUCCUCAGUCAACAGCCAGACCUUAAAUAGAAAUCAGCCCACUGUUUACAUAGCUGCCAGCCCCCCAAAUACUGAUGAGGUAAUGUCCCGUAGUCAACCUAAGGUCUAUAUUUCAGCCAACGCCACCACAGGAGAUGAGCAGGUCAUGCGGAAUCAGCCCACUCUCUUCAUAUCCACAAACUCUGGCGCGUCGGCCGCCUCCAGGAAUGUGUCCGGGCAAGUGAGCAUGGGCCCCGCCUUUAUUCAUCACCACCCUCCCAAGAGUCGAGCUGUGGGCAGCAGCCCUGCAGCUUCUCCUCGAGUGGUGGUCACUCAGCCCAACACAAAAUAUACGUUCAAAAUUACAGUUUCUCCCAAUAAACCCCCUGCAGUUUCACCGGGGGUGGUGUCCCCUACCUUUGAGCUUACGAAUCUUCUAAACCAUCCUGAUCAUUACGUAGAAACAGAGAAUAUUCAGCACCUCACGGACCCUGCUUUAGCACAUGUGGAUAGAAUAAGUGAAGCGCGGAAGUUGAGUAUGGGAUCUGAUGAUGCUGCCUACACACAAGCUCUUUUGGUACAUCAGAAGGCCAGAAUGGAACGUCUUCAAAGAGAACUUGAGAUUCAAAAGAAAAAGCUCGAUAAACUAAAAUCUGAGGUCAAUGAAAUGGAAAAUAAUCUAACUCGAAGGCGUCUGAAAAGAUCUAAUUCCAUAUCCCAAAUACCUUCACUGGAAGAAAUGCAGCAGUUGAGAAGUUGUAAUAGACAACUCCAGAUUGACAUUGACUGCUUAACCAAAGAAAUUGAUCUUUUUCAAGCCCGAGGACCACAUUUUAAUCCCAGCGCUAUUCAUAACUUUUAUGACAAUAUUGGAUUUGUAGGUCCUGUGCCACCAAAACCCAAAGAUCAAAGGUCCACCAUCAAAACACCAAAGACUCAAGAAACAGAAGAUGAUGAAGGGGCUCAGUGGAAUUGUACUGCCUGUACUUUUUUGAACCACCCAGCCUUAAUCCGUUGUGAACAGUGUGAGAUGCCAAGGCAUUUCUGAGCUGAGAGGCCCUGUAUCUUCUCUAAAACCACAUCUGAAGUUCAAGAAACUAGUCUGUCAUCAGGGGAAAAGUUUCACUGCUUCAUAGGAUUUUGUCAAAUUGACGGUGUGACAAGAUGGUGUUGUGCUAAUGUUAAAUGUCGGCCCACAGAGCUAAUAAUUACCUCAGUCUAAUGUCAUGGGCAGUUGAAAUUCAUCACAUGAAAGGUAAUCUGCUGAAAGACUUGGUUGCCCACUGCCUAACCAUGUACAGUGUUACCAAUAGCCCAUUAUGGAUAAUUACCAAUAUAUUAAUACCUAGGUGUUCCCAGUACCUUUUCCCCUCAUGUCACUACUGAAUUUUGACAGGAGGAAGGAAUAGAAUGAUGGCUUUUUUUUUUUUAUAAAGCUUUCGGUGAAACACUACAAACAUGAAGAAAAGGAACAAGGUUCAACUAUUUAAAAACUGUUUGCUGCCGUAUAGUGCCAAUGGAUAGGGGAAGGACUUCACAAAUCUGUGGUACUCUUGGCCUUGUCUUUGUCUUCCCUAAAAACGUCUCCACUCUGUGAAGCCAGCAUCUAAGGUCUAAAGAUGAAAAGCAGCAUGCAUUGUCUGUACAAAAUGGAGUGAAAUAUCCCAAGCUUUUGCUACUGUACAGAUCUCUCAAGUCUGCUUUAAGUGAUUUCUUUUCUUCCUUAUUAUUUUCUUAUAUUUCUAUAUGUAUAGUGUAAUAGUCUUUUGUUAACUGAUUUUCUUUUUUCCUUUUAGUGAUUAAGCACGAUCAUGUCCCUUUUUAAGCCUUACCUGAGAGAAGCAGUGCCUUAAAAUAAAAAAGCAUUAACGAAAUGAAACUAUGCACAAAAUAACUUUCCUGUACUUAUUCAGUACUUUGCCCUCAUGAAUGCCGAUGUUCUGUGAAGACAUACAGAUGCUGCACAGUGAAUUGCAGAAAAUAUUACAGGACUUAUGUCUGUAGGUCACACUAUAUAUUGACUUUAGCAGUGGGUAACACAACACAGUGUUUUAUCUUCCACAGGGAAGCUUAAAACAAAAGAUAUUUUUAACCCACUGACAGCAACAAGGUUAAGCUUGCUUUAUCUGCCUUGUGUCCCACAGAACUUUCACAAGAGAUUACUAUUGGGAAAGUACAGUUUCAAAACCAGCAACAUCAGCAGUACCUACAGCCCUUUUUUUGGAGAGAAGUUUAAAUGCUUUACUGUUGGGGCAAUCCGUUUCUAAACCUGACUUGGUGGCAGUAUCGUGUAUAUUUAUAAAACAAGGCUAGUCAUAUUUAGGACAACUGAAGAAAAGCUGGAAAAAAGAAAAGCAAACUUGAACACUGAAGCAACCUCAAGCAUCUCUUUAUUUUGAUGAUAUAUUUUUAUAAGGAAAAUAAAUAUUCAAAUGAUCAGGAAUGUAUAUAACUAAAUGAAAUCAAGAAAAAGAAAUAACAGUAUGCAUUUAAAAAAACAAUUAUGAAAUUAUAUAUCAGUGCUUAGAAUGGGGCAAAGGGAAGUGCUGAAAUGUAGCAAAAAAAGAUAGGAGAUAAUGUAGACUGUCACCCACUGUAAAUGUUUGCAAAUGAAUAUUUUUUAAGUAAACAGGAUUAUUACAGGUAAUUCUAUAUGAAUGUUCAAAGCCUUAACUUCCAGGCUUUGCAUCUUGUAUAUGGGAAUAACUAUGACAAUCCUAGUUAAUUAGACAAGAAACCCAAAGCCCUUACAUUUGAUGCAUUUUGUUUUAAAAAUAGGCCUUGUUUUUCAGCUUCAUCUGCAGUUCUAUGUGAAGAUUGAUAAAUCAGUUUUUACUUGUUUUAUUAAUAAAAUGUAAUUUGGAUAUCUUGAGUUGAUGGUUUUGUGAUUUAGCUGGGUAAACUAUCUUUGUAACAGAUAAGUUAUUUAUAAAAAUUAAAAAACUUAUAUUCUACUGUGGAUUUUGUGACUUGUUUUUAAAGUUUAUGGGAUAAGAAAUAAUUUAUGCCCUAGCAGAACAUUUGAUAGUUCAUAGAAAUCAGAGAAAACUUGUUCUCUAGAGUCUUCUCAUGACAUCAUAGCAUUCCACUGCAUUUCUUGGAUUAUUUGUAUCAAUUUCCCCAGACUUC